UCGGGGGGGGUGGGAACGGGGCAGGGGGGAGGAUCGGCACGGUUUCCCGGGAGCACCAGAGGGCUUUACCCAACCAUCGAAGGGUACGGAACGGCGGGCCACUGUUCCGCCGCCUCUUCCACAGCCAGCAGGGCGGCGAGAGAGAGCCAGGAGCCGAACCGGAGGACGCCAGGAAUGAGCGAGUUCUGGCACAAGAUAGGCUGCUGCGUGGUGGCCAAACCCCCGCCGAAGAGGAAGAAGAGGAGGAAGAUUGACCGCAGCAUGAUCGGGGAGCCCAUGAACUUCAUGCACCUGACACAUAUUGGGUCUGGGGAGAUGGUGGAGGGUUUACCACCGUCCGGGUCGGUCCAGGAACAGAUGAGGUCGAAAGGACCUGGCGUCAACGGCCGGAGUAGCCUGUUAUAGCUGGAAUGAGGACCAAGCCAGGGACCCUCUCUGAAUAUCCAGCCCAACCCCUACCCCGACCCUUGUCUGACCCAGACCCAGUUGCAGCCCAAACCGACCAAUAAACAGCACUUAGAAAUCCAGAACUCCACUACUCCCACCACCCCCAUUGAAAAGCAUCCACAAGGUCAUCCUGAAAGUAGUGUAUUCUAUAAAGAAAUGUAUUAAGCCUUUAAUUGAUCUCCAUUUCGAGUGGAGAGGAAGGCGUUUUGUAUUUUUUUUUCUUUUUUUUUGUUAAAGGAAAGUAUUUGCUUGUUUGUCGAACUGGACUAGUGCAGAGAACCCCGGCUUUAUUGUGUGUUGUGAUCUAUGUGGGAGUUCAGAUAAGAGAGAAGGAGAAGCUGCCGCUGGUGAAUCUUGCAUGAAAAGCCAUGCGUGGGUGCUGGCCAGCUUUUGUUUGACACCUCAGGUCCUUUAAACUCCCACCAAACUCCAAGGGAUCGUCUGCGAGUUCCGCAUUUUUUCCCCAACUGCAAACCAAAAGGGAUGCUGUCCAAUGAGAUGCUGUUUGCCAAACAAAAAACGAGGAUGCUCCCUUGCUUCGAAAUGCCAAGAGGUGUACAUGCAUGCUUGCGAGUGUGUGGUCUGUGUGCUGAACAGCUGUUGUAUGUUUAUGUUGUAUCACAUGUUAGUGUGCCAGAUUUUUGUUUUGUUUUUUGUUUUUCUUGUAGACUUCAAAUCACGUGCAACAAAUUCUGCCAAAUCAGUUUUCCAUACCAGCUACCACUAUUAAUAUUUUUGCUUAUGACUAGGUAGUAUUUGCCAAAUUUCUAGUUUUAGUUCAAGUUGUCAGGAACAGAGGUGGAUCCAUUUCCCAUACACCAGUUUAGCAUUUCCUGGAAUGGGAGUGGCUAAAACAUUGUAGCAAUAUCAUUGGUCCAUCUCACACAUGAUGGACAGUAAGGGUCAACAUUCUGUAAUUGGUUCCCAAAGUCCGACCACCAAAGACUUCUGCUGUAUCUCCUCAGUGUAAUUUAUUUAGAUUUAUAUGUGUCGCUGUUGUAGCACAUUAGAUCAGUGCUGGAAGUUAGGCUUCCAGGUAUUUUCUACACCACCACCCCCCCACCACCACCACCCCACCAACAGCUGGUCCAGGAUCAGUUGUCCCUCCUUAUUCCUAAACUCAGCUAAUAUCUGUGAAAGGUUGAUAUUGAUCCAGAAUCAGUAUUUGAGAGGAGAACAUACACUUACACUUUCCCUCACCUCCUGCCUGCCAGUGGGGGUGGUUUCAUAUUGCAUGUAUUUUUUUUUCCACAUGUGAAAAGCACAGAGUGCAGUUUUUUCCCCCUCACGUUUUUUCAUCACUUAGCUUAAGUCUUCCCCGUAUCUCCCGCAGAGUGACCGUGUCUUUAAAGAAGCUGACUUGACUGAGUCAUUGCUCGGCAGUCAGUUGCAUGGAAGAUCCAGAGCUGCUUUUUAAAUGAACACUCCACAUAAGGUUCCCCACGUCCCAGCCAAAAAACUUGUUUUGACAGACGUUCGUUACUUACGGUUACUCGGUAGUCUCCCGGGGGCAGGGUGCUGCCACACAUUCGAGCCAUUACUUUAACCCCAGCACAAAAGUCUGAUUGCUAUUUAUCACUUAAGUAAGUUGGAGGGAAAAAUCCUUAUCCAGCCUUUCUAAUGCCUUACUUUCAAUGCUUUGCUAAGGCAUUUACUCGAUCGAGGUAGUGAGGACUGGGGCUAUAUUUGAUGAAAGCCUGGAGCUGGUGUCUGUUGGACCAACAUUGAGGGACCUGGCCGAGCCAAUGCCUAAACAGCAGGAAGCAAAGCUGGCUCCAGAAGCUCAGAUUACCCAGCAAGUGAGUCUGGAAUGCUGCUGGUUUUGUGUAAGACCCCAGAUUCAGCCCACGUUUCUGAGUGAACAGCCCGCCCCAGUGUCAUGUGGUUUGCAGAGAGCUGACAAAGACACUGGAUUUUCUAGGGCCAAACUAUAGGCAUCCAGACCCAGAGCAGGCCAGAGCAAGGAGACAGUUGAUGGGAGGGUUGCCAUGAUCCUUGCAGUGAUCAGAGCUGUCUUGUUGUCAUUGGCUCUAAGAUAAGAACAAAUUCUCCCAGUCUCUCGGUCAGAUUAGAAACGUUUGUGAUUUACCACACACGACAGCUCACUCUCCCAUCACUCACACUUCUAAGACCAGGUCCAGUGACGCGGUUCUACGAGGUACGUUCUUUGAACUGCCACUAUUUUCCGUUUUCUGCUGACCAUCAAAAUGCGUCCCAGAGAAUGCCUGCUUCUGAAUGCCUGAGUUGGAUCUUUCUGCUCCACAGUGGAGGCUCAAAGUUACCUUCCCCAUUUCACACAAGGAAUAAAUGCCAAGCCCCCA
Molecule: messenger RNA, 2768 nt
Organism: Megalops cyprinoides (Indo-Pacific tarpon)
Lineage: Eukaryota; Metazoa; Chordata; Actinopteri; Elopiformes; Megalopidae
Product: CDC42 small effector protein 1-like
Exons: 4
Coding region: 175-405 (76 amino acids)
Biological process (GO): regulation of Rho protein signal transduction
Cellular component (GO): plasma membrane
Molecular function (GO): small GTPase binding
Source: RefSeq, a predicted model, not a curated record